This is a messenger RNA of Raphanus sativus (radish), 2386 nucleotides long. RefSeq lists its product as uncharacterized. Bases 382 to 2076 code for a protein of 564 amino acids. The transcript has 4 exons. Lineage: Eukaryota; Viridiplantae; Streptophyta; Magnoliopsida; Brassicales; Brassicaceae. The record is from RefSeq and is a predicted model, not a curated record.
GUUAUCUGGAUGGACAACGCAUGGAAGGCUAUCAUGUCCAUAUUGUCAAGAUAACACUGAUGCUUUCCAACUAAAACACGGAAGGAAAACGUGUUGGUUUGACUGUCACAGGAGAUUCCUACCACCUGAUCAUCCAUAUCGUAGGAGUAGGAAUUUGUUUACGAAGAACAAGAGUGUGUUUGACAGUCCACCUGCGGAAAUUAGUGGGAAAGGUUUGAAGACACAACUAAGAGAUUUUGGUGCAGAAAGGACACCAGACGUCGGUGGACAUGAGCGUUUUCCGGUAGAUGCUGUUGGAAACCUACAUAACUGGCACAAAAAAGUAUAUUUUGGGAUCUGCCAUACUGGGAGGAUCAUUUGCUAAGGCAUAAUUUAGAUGUCAUGCAUAUUGAGAAGAACUUUUUUGACAAUCUCAUGAACACGAUCCUUAACGUUCAAGGUAAAACAAAGGAUAACUUGAAGUCAAGACUGGAUUUAGUCGAUAUAUGUGCUCGUUCAGAACUUCAUGUUGAUGAGAAUGGUAGGGCACCUUUUCCCAUAUACCGACUUGAUGCAGAAGGAAAAGAUGCGGUCUUUGAUUGGAUUUCAAACGAUGUGGAAUUUCCAGACGGUUACACAUCUAAUUUGCGUAACUGUAUCGACAGAAAGGAAGGAAAGUUUAUUGGGCUAAAAAGUCACGAUUGCCAUGUGUUGAUGCAGCGCCUUCUUCCGUUUGCCUUCAAGGAACUAUUACCACGAAAUGUUCAUGAAGCAAUUGCAGGGAUAAGUGCUUUUUUCCGCGAUUUAUGCACGAGAUCAGUGACUCUUGAAGGUAUUGAAAAUUUGAAGACUAACAUAGCCGUGAUUCAGUGCAACCUUGAGAAGAUAUUUCCUCCCUCAUUUUUUGAUGUUAUGGAGCAUCUUGUUAUUCACCUGGCAAGAGAAUUGGAACUUGGUGGUCCUGUGCAGUAUAGAUGGAUGUAUCUGUAUGAGCGGUAUAUGUUCCAUUUGAAGAAGAUGGUGAAAAAUUUAAGUAGGGUGGAAGGUUCUAUAGUCGCACAGAUGAUCAAUGAAGAAAUUUCAAACUUUGCCGAGUACUACUUUCCAGCAGAAGUUCAAACCAACAGAAAACCUGCUCGGCAUGAUGAUAGAGGCGAACGGGCAACAUAUCAUGUUACGGUUCCAGACAUUUUCAGAGAUGUUGGACGACUUAGCGGAAAACCAAAGGACCGUCGACUUAAUGAGCAGGAGCGCAGUCAUUUGCAAACAUAUUUGCUCACCAACUGCGAAGAUGUUCUUCAAUAUGAGAGGAUUUUCAUGGCACAAAAGCGGUUCGAAUAUAGAUACGCCACAGACGAGGAACUAGAAGAAAUGAAGCAGAGAGAAUUUGCUGGAUGGAUGCUUAAUUAUGUGUCUGCUGGUUUGGCCAGAGGUGAAACAUUUGACGAUUGGAUACGCGAGAUGGUGGUUGGACCAAAAUAUGUUGUGAAGUCAUAUCCGAGAUUUUGUACUCGAGGAUAUGCAUUCACAACUCAAAAGAGGAGACGUUCGAGAACGACCUAUGAUGCUGGCGUUUGUUCUGCAUCAGGAGAUGAUGUAUACUACGGAAACAUACAUGAGAUUAUGGAAAUCCAGUAUUUGGGCAUGGUUGGAUUGCGGUGUACUGUUUUCUAUUGUGAUUGGCACGACAACACUCCAGAUCGAGGUGUGAGAACAGAUGCAUUUGGUGUUACAUCAGUAAAUUCGAGGCGAAAGCUGCAAUAUUAUGAUCCUUUCAUUCUUGCUUCUCAGGCCGAUCAGGUUUGUUAUAUCAAGUACCCCCGGGUUAGGAACAGAGAUGAUCCAUGGGUAACUGUUACAAAACUCAACCCGAGAGGCCGAGUUCAGGGAAGUUCUGAGCUGGAAGACCCACUACAACCAAGCACAUCCGGCAACUUAAGUGCAGCCGAAGAUUUAGCUGGAGUUGGCCUUGUAGUCGAUUUAACCGACUUCGGAGAGGAAGCCGUCGUUCACGUAGAGGAUGAACCAGAGAUUGGAGAGUUUCACCAAGAUUCAGACUCAGAUUCAUCUGGUGAUGAUGACUCGGAAACAGAUUAGCAUAGAUUUUUUUUUUUUUUUUAAUGGGAAUACCGAGGAAAUUCCGACGAACAUAAGGUUUUCCUCGGUAUUUCCUCGGAAUAUACUUUGUAGAUUUAGGGGUUUGAUGCUAGAGUCCUGUUCCUCGGAAAAACCUCGGAAAAUUCCGAGGAAAUUCCGAGGAAAACAAGGGUUUGCUCGGAAAUUCUCGUUCUUCCUCGGAAUUCCGUCGGAAAUUUCCGAGGAAAUUCCGAGGAAGAAUGGGUUUUUAACCGAAAACAACGUUUUGUGGAUUGAAUAACACGUAUAUAACCUUUAUUAAGUGUCUUAA